AUGGAGAUCAACUCUGUCAACACACUCUUCAAGCGGGAAGGUGAUGCCUGUGAUACCGGAAAUGAAUUCGACGGCCGGAUGGGCCUUCGGAUCUCGUCCAUCUUCGUCAUUCUUGUCGGAUCCUCGUUCGGGGCUCUGUUCCCCGUCUUUGCCCGUCGUUGGAGCAAAAGGAGCGGCUUCCCUGGCUGGAUUUUCUUCAUUGCCAAAUACUUUGGCUCCGGAGUCAUCAUCGCAACUGCUUUUAUUCACCUGUUGGCGCCGGCCGAGGAAGCUUUGACCAACCCCUGUUUGACUGGGCCGAUUACCGAAUACAGCUGGGUGGAGGGCAUCGUUUUAAUGACUAUCAUUGUCCUGUUCUUCGUGGAGUUAAUGGUCAUGCGGUUCUCCCACUUUGGUGCAGGCCACUUGCAUGACGAGGAAGGUCACUCCCACACCCAGAUUGACGAGCCUUCCGUUGUCGAAGAAGUAGGCGAAAACAAAAGUCACCAUCACCACAAUCAUCUAAUGCCCGGCGAGGAUCAUCUCGGCCACUCCCGCGAACACCACGACUCCGAUGAUGAUGAGAAAGACAUUGCUGCCAUCGAGGACUACACCGCCCAAUUGACUUCGAUUUUCAUCCUGGAAUUCGGCAUUAUCUUCCACUCAGUCUUCAUUGGUCUCACGCUUGCCGUGUCUGGCGCCGAGUUCACCACCCUCUAUAUUGUCUUGGUCUUCCACCAAACCUUUGAAGGUCUGGGUCUGGGAUCCCGACUUGCCCUGCUGCCCUGGCCGCGCUCGAAGCGCCACACGCCCUACUUCCUGGGGCUGGCCUUCGGUAUCUCGACUCCUAUUGCCAUCGCCAUCGGCCUUGGUGUUCGCGAGAGCUACCCGCCCGAGGGACGGACCACGCUGAUUGUCAAUGGCGUGUUCGACUCCAUCUCAGCCGGUAUCCUGAUUUAUACCGCACUCGUCGAGCUGAUGGCGCACGAAUUCAUGUUCAGUCACUCGAUGCGCAAAGCUCCGAUCCGUGACGUACUGGCUGCGUUCAUCCUGCUGUGCUUGGGUGCUGCUCUCAUGGCUCUUCUAGGCAAGUGGGCGUAG
Penicillium argentinense is the source of this 1080-nucleotide messenger RNA. It is a transcript of the gene zrfB, whose product is annotated as low-affinity Zn(2+) transporter ZRT2. Gene Ontology annotation, biological process: zinc ion import across plasma membrane. NCBI's taxonomy places the organism in Eukaryota, Fungi, Ascomycota, Eurotiomycetes, Eurotiales, Aspergillaceae. The transcript has a single exon. The record is from RefSeq and is a predicted model, not a curated record. Gene Ontology annotation, molecular function: low-affinity zinc ion transmembrane transporter activity. Gene Ontology annotation, cellular component: plasma membrane. The coding region runs from base 1 to 1080 and encodes 359 amino acids.